Molecule: messenger RNA, 1172 nt
Organism: Passer montanus (Eurasian tree sparrow)
Lineage: Eukaryota; Metazoa; Chordata; Aves; Passeriformes; Passeridae
Product: olfactory receptor 51G2-like
Exons: 2
Coding region: 113-1087 (324 amino acids)
Biological process (GO): G protein-coupled receptor signaling pathway
Cellular component (GO): membrane
Molecular function (GO): G protein-coupled receptor activity; olfactory receptor activity
Source: RefSeq, a predicted model, not a curated record
GGUGAGGGCACGGGCACGGACAUGGGCACGGGAUCUCCCUCUGCUCCUCGACACCGCUGAGCCUGAGAGCCCCCGGCACCCUCGGUCUAGGCCAUGUGAGAGCUGAGCUGGGAUGGAGCAUGACUCACACACCCCGUGGGAACUCAAUGGCUCCUUCUAUCAGCCUUCAGCUUUCCUCAUGAUGGGCAUCCCGGGCCUGGAAGCCCUUCACCCCUGGAUCUCCAUCCCCUUCUGUGCCCUCUACCUUUCUGCCCUCCUGGGGAACUGCGUGAUCCUGUUCAUCAUCAGGAGGACCCCGAGUCUCCACGAGCCCAUGUAUUAUUUCCUGUCCAUGCUGGCCAUCACCGACCUGGGCCUGGCCCUCUGCACCCUGCCCACCACGCUGGGCCUCUUCUGGUUCGGCGUGCGCAGCAUCGGCUUCGACGCCUGCCUCACUCAGAUGUACUUCAUCCACAUCCUGUCCUUCAUCGAGUCCUCCGUGCUCCUGGCCAUGGCCUUCGACCGCUUCAUCGCCAUCUCCCACCCGCUGAGGCACCCGGCCAUCCUGACCACGAGCACGGUGCUGAAGAUAGGCCUGGCCAUCGUGCUCAGGGGGGUGCUCUCGCUGCUGCCCAUCCCCUUCCUGCUCAAGAGGCUGAGCUACUGCGGCAGGACCGAGCUGUCCCACUCCUUCUGCUUCCACCCCGACAUCAUGAACCUGGCCUGUGCAGAUAUCAAGGUCAACGUCUUCUACGGCAUGAUCGUUCUCUUGUCCACGGUGGGGACGGACUUCGUCUUCAUCGUGCUGUCCUACAUCCUCAUCAUCAGGACCGUCGUCAGCCUCACCACCAAGGAGGAGUGCCUGAAGGCUCUGAACACCUGUGUCUCGCACAUCUGCGCUGUGCUGGUGUUCUUCAUCCCCAUGAUCGGGCUGUCCAUGAUCCACCGCUUCGGCAGGAACGUUCCUCCCCUCGUUAACACCCUGGUGGCCUACACCUACCUCAUCAUCCCCCCCGCCCUCAACCCCGUCAUCUACAGCAUCAAAUCCACCCACAUCCGCGAGGCUCUGCUCAGGGCCCUGUGCAGGAAGCGUGCCCCUGACUGCUAGCUUCCUCCUGCAGCUCUGCCAGAGAGCUGAGGGACUGGGGGGGUCUGUCACACCCCUGGGACUGGGGGCUCUAUCACAUCUCUGG